UGGCUGUGAUUAUCUGUGGCAGUAGCUUCCAUUAUAUUCAUAGACAAAUAAAACAUGUUUACUUGUCAAAUAAAAUAGGAGUUUAAUUCUUGCAAUUUCUGGCUUCGAUCUCUGUAUAUUAUUGUUGCAAAAUAUUUGACCAAAUAAAAUACUCAACAAUUUGAAUUGACUAUUAUAACUUAUUAUGAAAAUGGCAGGACUAGAGUCCAUGAUAGUUGAAGAGGUUAAGCCCGCAGAGAAACCGGUCGAUAGGGAGAAGACAUGCCCACUGUUACUUCGUGUGUUUUGCUCAACUGGACGUCACAAUUCACCCGGAGACUACGCUAGAGGAAAUGUUCCUCAAAAUGAACUUCAGAUUUACACAUGGAUGGACGCAACUCUACGUGAACUUACGGGCCUAGUUAAGGAAGUAAACCCAGAGACAAGGCGUAAAGGAACCUAUUUUGACUUUGCGAUAGUGUAUCCAGAUAUGAGAUCACCAACAUAUCGCAUGAGAGAGAUUGGAGUAACUUGCUCAGGGCAGAGAGGUGGAGAUGAUAAUAAAACAUUAGGUCAGGUCAAGUUCCAGAUUGGGAAUUAUUUGGAUAUAUCUAUAACUCCACCAAACAGAAUGCCACCGCCUAUGAGAAGGCCUCAACCUUACAUGAAUAAUCGUCCCUAUUAAUUUGUACCUUGUUUAUUUGUAAGUUAAUCAGUAAGGUUAUUUGAACUAAAUAAAAUUUGUCCUUGUAUACAAAUCUUUUAGUGUUUGAAUUGGCAAAUUAAUUUACCUAUUGAUUAAAUAAUGAAAAAAAAUUUGGACACAAAUGUGUUAACCAAUUAGUCCUACUGUACCUUUACUCUUUACCAGAAUAAAUACCUAACAGGUACUAUUUUGAAAUAAAAACAUUAUUUUACAAA
Messenger RNA from Helicoverpa zea (corn earworm), 900 nucleotides. RefSeq names its product histone deacetylase complex subunit SAP18 (gene Bin1). Bases 185 to 664 code for a protein of 159 amino acids. Gene Ontology annotation, cellular component: nucleus. The record is from RefSeq and is a predicted model, not a curated record. Gene Ontology annotation, molecular function: transcription corepressor activity; transcription factor binding. Lineage: Eukaryota; Metazoa; Arthropoda; Insecta; Lepidoptera; Noctuidae. Gene Ontology annotation, biological process: negative regulation of DNA-templated transcription. The transcript has 2 exons.